UGGGCUAAAUAACCCGAGCAGGGCCGCCGACUCGCUGACAUCCGCUCUCCCCGCCCACGUCGUGCGCACGUCGUCGCCAGCCUCUCCCCGGUCUUGCGAGGUUCUUUCUUCACAGCUGGACUGCUCGUGUUUCUCAUUCUCUUCCGCUGGUGGUCAAGUGCCAAAACGGCUUAUCCAUCUUGUUGCAUGCCGUCGUUGGCAGCAAUGAGUGUCUGAGCUGAACGCUCCCCGGGAUUGCGACUUCGCGUCCACUACGACCUUAAAGUCCAUUCCAGCCCCGACCAGCGAAUUCCUGUUUGGGGUUUCCUUUUCAGUCCGUCGUUGUCCUCGCGAUCGUUAUAGAGGCUCCCGGUGGAAAUCCCCUUGCCUCCUCCUUUCUCUCUCGCUUACUUUCGGAAAACACAAGAAGUGUCUCAAUCGUUUAGGCAUCAUACCAUGGCUUCGGGGGUUCCGGACGACAUUGUGCAGAGCCCGGGGCUGGUGUCCCCAGCAAGCCCAACAUCCUCGGCGGGCGAGAUCCCACUGGAGCAACCCCCGAAGCUGAAGGGCCGCAAGAGACUCUUGCAGAGCUUGCAGCGCAUGUCCUCCAGUCCCUCAUUGGCUCCACGCACGCGGUCUGCCUCGACUGGUUACCAGCGUGGUGGGAAAGCUUCCAUGUCAUGUAUCUCGCUGGGAUCUUCAUCCUAUACGGCAUGUCUGGGCAAUGGCAGCUCUUCCCAGCUCUAUCCCGGGCUAAACGUCCGGCCCACCGCUUCCAAUGACCAGCGUGCGACGUCUCCAGAGGGCAGCGCCCGCAUUCGUCUGGUAGGACCAGGCUCGUCUCCCAAUGUCUCUCAGUCCAUGACCGUCCGUCUACCAGCAGACGUGCGACCUGCCUCUCGAGGAGCGCAGGUUGAGAAUGACAACGCAAAGAAAGGGGCUGCACAGGUUGAAGAAGAGACCACGGUGCAGCCUGUCGUGCAGCCCGUUGAAGAACAUGAAGAACAGCAAUUCGACUUCUGGAAGGAAAUGCCAGAUGAACUGAAGAUGAAGAUCUUCCAAUAUCUUACACCGCAGGAGAUCGUCCGAUGCUCCACCGUCUCCAAGUCGUGGCAUGAGAUGUGUUUUGAUGGCCAGCUGUGGACCAGCGUUGAUGCCUCUGAAUACUACAGCCGCAUCCCCAGCGAUUCUCUCGUGAAGAUCCUCACUUCAGGUGGGCCGUUCAUUAGGGACUUGAACCUUAGAGGAUGUAUUCAACUGCGAGACAAGUGGGCUACUGACGGAGAGACAAUAUCUGCUGCAUGCCGGAACUUGGUCAAAUUCUCCCUAGAGGGUUGUCGCAUUGACAAGACAUCUGUCCAUUGUUUCCUCCUGCGUAACAACCGACUCGAACAUGUGAACCUUUCUGGCCUUCCAGCAGUCGGCAAUUCAGCUAUGAGGAUUAUCGCUCAGGCGUGUCCCUAUCUCGAGACGCUGAACGUGUCAUGGUGUACUAAUGUCAAUACGAAAGGUCUCAAGAAGGUCGUGGAGUCAUGUACACGGUUAAAGGACCUUCGUGCGGGUGAAAUCCUUGGUUUCGAUGACGAGGAAUUUAUGCUACGACUCUUCGCGACUAACAAUCUGGAGAGGCUCGUCAUGCACCGGACGGAUGUGACUGACGAUAGUCUCAAGGUUCUGGUCCAGGGUGUCGAUCCGGAAAUCGACCUCCUGACCGGCAGACCUAUUGUCCCGCCGCGAAAACUAAAACAUCUCGACCUCCAUCACUGCACCGGGUUAACUGACGCCGGCGUCAGAGCUCUCGCGCACAACGUUCCGGACCUUGAAGGUCUCCAGCUCUCCCAGUGCUAUGAGCUAAGUGACGACUCGGUUAUCGACAUCGUCCGCACCACUCCCCGGUUGACCCAUCUCGAUCUUGAAGACCUGGAUAAGCUCUCGAACCAUGCCUUACUGGAGAUCGCCAGGUCGCCUUGUGCUGAACGCUUUGAGCAUCUCAACGUCAGUUACUGCGAGAGCCUGGGUGACCAGGGAAUGCUUCAAAUUCUCAAGAGCUGUCCAAAUAUCCGAUCAAUUGAGAUGGAUAACACUCGGAUUUCGGACCUCUCCCUUAUGGAAGCUAGCUCUCGAGUACGCCGACGCGGCUACGGUGACAAGCCGCCAAAAGUGGGCCUGCGACUGGUGGUAUUCGACUGCGCCAAUGUUACCUGGGCUGGCGUGAGAGAGGUGCUUUCCAGCAAUUGCUACAUUCCUCGUUCUCGCAAGAACCUUGCGACGGCGGUGAUUACUGUGACGGAGACGACGAACCCCAACGCGUCAGGGACCUACACCACUCUCUCCACGGCGCCCGCCCUUCAGAUGCCCAAGACCUACCCCAACGAGAUCAUCCAGCUCAAAUGCUUCUAUGGCUGGCAGAUGACGGUUGAUGAGCAUACCAAGCGGGUCCUGCGGGGAGAUCUCGUCUCUGCCAGCCGGUUGGACCGCAAGUGGGCUGAUUACAUGAUGGUCACGGAGGAAGCUGGUGCUGGUGGUGCCGGUGCCAGGAGACGGCGCCGUCGCGCUCGUGAAGUCGAAAGAAUAUAUAAUGCCGACGAAGGGGACGGAGAGGCUCUUGGUAUUGGAGGCUUCGGGCCCAUUGUCGGUGGAGCUAGAAGGAGGGCACGGAGCGGCGGCUGCAUUGUUAUGUGAGAAGAGUGCAGAUUCCGCUAAGAUAUUUCUCUC
This is a messenger RNA of Paecilomyces variotii, 2694 nucleotides long. Its product is annotated as F-box domain protein. Gene Ontology annotation, cellular component: SCF ubiquitin ligase complex. Gene Ontology annotation, biological process: SCF-dependent proteasomal ubiquitin-dependent protein catabolic process. Gene Ontology annotation, molecular function: protein binding. The transcript has a single exon. The record is from RefSeq and is a predicted model, not a curated record. NCBI's taxonomy places the organism in Eukaryota, Fungi, Ascomycota, Eurotiomycetes, Eurotiales, Thermoascaceae. The coding region runs from base 436 to 2661 and encodes 741 amino acids.